This is a messenger RNA of Rotaria sp. Silwood2, 231 nucleotides long. Lineage: Eukaryota; Metazoa; Rotifera; Eurotatoria; Philodinida; Philodinidae. The record is from the annotation of a GenBank genome assembly.
AUGUCCUGCAUCGGUUGUUUUUUUCUUGUGGAUGUUUUAGUUGGAGAAGAAGAUGAAGUAUCGAUAAAAGAAGCAGCUGAAGCCGUAGUUAAAGGAAUGGAUUUUCAAGGUGAAGUUAAAUAUGAUACAACAAAAGAUGAUGGGCAAUUUAAGAAAACUGCAAGUAAUAAAAAAUUACGUGGUUAUUUACCAGAUUUUAAAUUUGCACCAUUUGACGAAGGUUUGUUUUGA